AUGGCGGAGUUGAUGAAUUCGUCGUACGAAGCGGAUCAUGCUGUGCAGACGCGCUCCGGCCCGACGGUCCUUACGGAGGAACAUAAGCGUAAAAAUUUAGAGCUUCACUCCCGUUUGGGCGAUGUUCUCCCUCUUGACGAUCGCCAGAAGGUCUCGGAUUGUGAUAUUCUCUACCGAUUUCUUAUUGGCAGGAACUGGGUGGUGGAGGCGGCGGAGGCGUCCUUGCGAACCUACGCCUCCCUGCGGAAAAAGAAGAAGCUCAACGGCAUUAUUGCAGAGAAGUUCAGUAAAGGUGUUGAGUCGACCGCCUCUCUUUUGUACGGGUUUGAUAAGGAUGGUCUUCCAAUCAUGUGGAACACGCCAGAUUUUCGGCUUCUGGUGAAACUUUUAAAAAGCGGGCUUAAAAGUGAUCUACUGCGGGUGCAAAUGCAGGUGAUGGAAAAGGCACGAUUUCUGGCAAAGGAGCGGCAUGUGGAUCGCUGCACGCUUGUCUUGGAUCUUCGUCACACAAGCAUCUCAUCUGUCAACUCCCACACCUUGGCGUUUGCGCGGGAGUUUUCCAAGAUCAUGCAGGAGUACUACCCAGAGAUCAUGCGCCGCAUGCUUGUGUUCAACGCCGGUUGGGCCGUGACAGGGGCAUGGAAGGUGGUGAAGCCGUUACUCGAUCAACGCGUGCAAGAGAAGGUGCACUUCUUUUCUGGCCCCCCCUCGAUGGAGGCCCUGCUUCCGUUUAUUGACGAGGACCAGGUGCCGCCGUCACGUGGAGGGAAGGGCAGACGAGACGUGGUGGCUGAAAUGAUUGCGGCCGAAGUAGAACGCGUUAGAUGCGGCUCAAGAAAAGGGGCAAAGACACACUUGGAGGGAUUAACCCCGUCAGUGAAAAACGCUUCAAUGGCAUCCGAUGCCACGAAUGCGGCAAUGACACCGGUUUUGUUGCCGUCAUGCAUACAUCAGGAUCCAACAGGAAUUGCGGGGGAGGAAGUAGGCGACAAAGCCAGUGCAAAGUCUUUGUCUCCCCAUGAAUAUGAGCGACAUGAAUUGGGAACUUUGGAGCGGCUAGGCAGCUCCGGGUCAACAAGCAGUGAAGGAUUGGAAGUCUUUAGUCUCUACAGCUGUCUUGGUUCCAGCUCCGAAGACGGGGUCGCUCCAGUGUCGUUGCAAAUAGGCUCCCCAGAGGUCAUGAACUUCUCCAUCAACAACGGAGAUGGGCCAGCGAUCGGCUCAGCCAACGAGCAGAGAGCGCAAGUGGUGUCGCCUGAAAGUAAUCAGAUGUCAAUCAAUCUAGUGUGGUACGCCAAUGGCAAAGUCGCCGGUUUUUGCGAUAGAAAACUAAUUGGGGAGCUGGAGCACAACCUUGUAUACGGCUUUCCAGAAGGUGUCGUGACAGAUUCCCACGUUCCGCGAGCCUCCCCUGCUUCCUCUCCAUUCCCAUCAACAUCGGGUGGGGUGCAACAACGGGUGCUGAUGGGUGAGUUGCUUGGCGAGAGUGGACAUCGCAUCCACCAUCACGUGAUUGUCUGCGAUGCCCGACGUCGUGCCCGCUUUGUCCUGCGGAAAGGCCGACUGCGUCGUUCUGUGCAAGUGUUUCAGUUCUUGAGUGGUGCAAAUGUUGUCACCGACAGCCUGACGCGCCACACCGCAGUGGGUGAAAGAGUAAAACUGGCGGUGUGCGUGCCGUAUCGUAGUGCCGUGAAGGACCCAACGGCGUGGGUGAUGAACUCAGUGGGCGCGGCUGCAAAGAGUGCGAAGGGCGACGUGCGGCAGCAGCGGAGUCCAAAGCGUCUAGCAGAAAAGCAGGGACAGACACUCACGGCGUACGGCAAGCUUGCGGAACUGGCGCCAGUGGACCUCUUCACUUUGCUGGUAGGUGUCUGCGGCAUGUGGGAGGCAGACCUGCGCCUGACAAAAGUGGUCGACGGGAUGGCAGUGAAGACGUGUUUCUGA
Messenger RNA from Trypanosoma conorhini, 1944 nucleotides. RefSeq names its product Sec14 cytosolic factor. Bases 1 to 1944 code for a protein of 647 amino acids. The record is from RefSeq and is a predicted model, not a curated record. Lineage: Eukaryota; Euglenozoa; Kinetoplastea; Trypanosomatida; Trypanosomatidae. The transcript has a single exon.